AUGAUUGAUGAAGAUGAACCAAACAGCACAGCAGGGACGGAGAUUGAAUGGUAUCCAGCAAAAUACCUGACACAGAAGAUUGUUAAGAAGAAGCAUAAGAAGGGAUCAAAGAAUUCUAAGCUUCUGACUAAAACUAAAAAUUGUAAAAGUUUCUUCAAUUUCUUCAGUCCACCUCAAGUAUCCAAGGACGAUGAAGUUAUUGAUGAAGUUGCUGCCGAGGAACUCAAAAACCAGAAGAAACAAGACUAUGAUGUUGGGUCAACCAUAUGUUAUAAGAUCAUCCCACAUGCAGUUUCGUGGUUUACUGGAGAAGCAUUUUAG
Rosa rugosa (rugosa rose) is the source of this 321-nucleotide messenger RNA. Its product is annotated as nucleosome assembly protein 1;2-like. The record is from RefSeq and is a predicted model, not a curated record. Gene Ontology annotation, biological process: nucleosome assembly. Lineage: Eukaryota; Viridiplantae; Streptophyta; Magnoliopsida; Rosales; Rosaceae. Gene Ontology annotation, cellular component: chromatin; nucleus. The coding region runs from base 1 to 321 and encodes 106 amino acids. The transcript has a single exon. Gene Ontology annotation, molecular function: chromatin binding; histone binding.